AUGAUAAUAGGCAAGAAUGUGAUGAAUAAUUAUCAAGACGAACAUCAUAAUUUAAUUCAACAAUUUUUAAAGAAUAAAAGUCUAUUUAUAUUAAUGACAAUAAUUGCAAAUUUAAUAUUAUUUUAUAGUAUACAUUUAUUAAAUACUAAAUUUUGUGAAGCAUUUCCUUCAGUUAUUUCAAAAACUGAGAAAAUUCAAAUUCAUUCAGAUAAUGAUAACAAUAAUUUACGAGAUCUUGUUAAUAGUUUUGAAAAUAAACAAAUUUUUAGUCAAUUAAAAUAUUCAGAAAAUGCAUUUUACGAUAAAGAUUUAAAUGUUGUUGGGACUAUAAAAUUUCCUGAAGCUAAUCAAUAUCAGAAACAACCUUAUGUUGCGAAUGGUUACAUUGGAAGUAGAAUACCAAAUUUAGGUCAAGGUUUUACUUAUGAUCAAUUAGGUCCAGGUUCUAAUGAGGAUGAUUUAUAUAAUGGCUGGCCAUUAUUUGAUAAAAGAUAUGCAGGUGCUUUCAUCGCUGGGUUUUAUGAUCUUCAAGAAAAUACAACAGGUACGAAUUUCCCAGAACUUUUACAAAAUGGAUACGAAAGUAUAAUAUCAGCUAUACCGCAAUGGACAACUUUAAAAUUAUUAAUUGAACAUGAAGGGAAAAAUUAUACAUUAGAUCCAACUCAACAACAGCAUAAUAUUACAAAUUAUGUACAAAAUAUGUCUUUAUCGAAUGGUAUAGUGACUACUCAAUUCACUUGGCUUGAUUCGUUGGAUGUGAAAUAUACAGUGUUAGCUCAUAGAACAGAGAUCAAUCUUGGUUAUAUUGAUGUUGCUAUUCAAAAUAGAUUAAAUGAAUCAGUUUCAGUGAUGGUUAUAGAUGAACUAGAUUUUGACUCAGCUCAACGUUGUGAAUUAGAUACAAUUGGUCAUGAUGAUUCUGGAAUUUAUGUAACGUUUCUGCCAAUAAAUUUGGAUUAUGUUCAUGGUGCUAUCUAUUCAACAUUGCAUACUAACAGUCUCAAAAAGACUGAUAAAAAGGCGCAACAAAUGACUACAUUACAAAUAGAACCGUUAGAUUAUACUCAUGUAUCUAAAACAGUUGGUAUUGUUUCUUCUGAUUUAGGAGUUGGAGAUGUAUUAUCAUUUGCUAAGAAUGUCUCACAAAGAGAUCCAUCUGAUAUUAUAAACUCACAUAUAAGUGGUUGGGAAGAAAAAUUAGGUGAAUAUCCAUUAAUUGAAAUACCGUCUGAUCCUUUAUUAAAUCUUGGUGCUAAAGCAUCUAUUUAUCAUCUAUUAGCUAACUCUAGACCAAACGCUCAAGGUUUAACUGGAGCUUUAGGUGUUGGUGGACUUAGUUCUGAUAGUUAUGGUGGUAUGGUAUUUUGGGAUACAGAUCUUUGGAUGUUUAGAGCUAUACUACCAUUAAACCCAACUCAUGCUAGAAGUAUAGUGAAUUAUAGAAUGCAUACAAGAGAACAAGCAAUAAAAAAUGUUCCACAAGGUUAUGAAGGUGCUGUAUACCCAUGGACAAGUGGUAGAUUUGGAAAUUGUACGGCUACAGGACCUUGUUUGAACUAUGAAUAUCAUAUUAAUACAAACAUAGCAAUGGCUGCAUGGCAAUUGUAUCUUAGUGGCGCUGCUGAUGACAACUAUUUGAGAGAGGUGGCCUUUCCAAUAGUAAAUGAUGCUGCUAAAUUCUUUUCAAGUUAUGUUACUAAAUACAAUGAUACUUUUGACAAGUAUGUUACAUAUAAUCUUACUGAUCCAGAUGAAUAUGCUAAUCAUGUUGAUAAUGGUGCUUAUACAAAUUCUGGAAUUGCAUUAUUGAUGGAUUGGAUAAAUUCAAUGGCUGAUCAUCUAGGGGAGGAAGUACCCAACACUUAUAGAGAUAUAUCGAACAAAAUGUUUUUACCAACUGCUAACAACUCACAAAAUAUAACUUUAGAAUAUUCAGGCAUGAACUCGUCAGUUGGUAUUAAACAAGCAGAUGUAAUUAUGCUUACUUACCCGUUAGGUAAUAAUCUUAUUAAUACAGAUCAAGCAUAUAUAAAUAUGGAAUUUUAUUCACAAAAACAAGUAAGUUAUGGACCAGCAAUGACUUUUUCAAUUUUUUCAAUAGUUGCAUCAAAUUUAGCAGAGACUGGAUGUGCAUCACAAUCUUAUUUACAUAAAGCUAUUCAACCAUAUUUAAGAGGUCCUUUUGCCCAAUUUUCAGAACAAAAUAACGAUAAUUAUACUGAGAAUGGUGGAACUCAUCCUGCUUUUCCAUUUUUAACUGCUCACGGCGGUUUUUUACAAGCUCUUAUGCAAGGGCUAACCGGGAUGAGACAUACUUUUGAAGUCAAUAAUCGUAAAAUUUCAAGAGUUUUGCAUUUUGAUCCUAUUUCUAUACCUUGUUUGGGAGAGGGGAUACAAUAUAAUUCAAUUCAUUACGACAAUCAUACUUUAUCAUUCAACUUAACAUCUACUGAUUUUACAAUUAAGAACAAUGGGAAGAUUGAUAAUAAUGCAAAUGAUUUUAUAACAAUUUCAUUAGCUGCUAGAAAUCCUAAGUCAGGAAAAUUUAAAUUGAAAGAUAAUGAGUCAGUCACUUUACCUUUAUUCAAACCAUCAAAUAGUUUCCCAGAUAGUAUAUCUGAAUGUGGUGAUGCUACUUUCUACAAUAUCACAGAAGGAGCUCCCGGUGAUUCAUCAUUUUCAAUUAAUGACGGAGAUAAUACAACUCGUUGGCAAGUAAGAUAUAAUGAUACAGUAGGUAAAGUACUAAUUGAUUUACAUUCCAUCAAGAAUAUUUCAAGCGUUGUUUUAAACUGGGGAGAUAAACCUCCAAAAUCAAUGAAAUUGUUGAAAUAUAUUGGUUCAAAAUUUAAUUCAGUUACUGACUUUUUAUCAAAAGUUGAUUUUGGUAAUAAGUUAUAUAAAAACUAUAAAUUUGCAAAUCCAGAAGAUAAAUUAUAUAAUCAAAGUGAAUUAUUUGAAGAGAUUCAUUCAAAUGAUGUUGAAAUUAGUGAACCAUUUUCUGAAUCAGAAUAUCAAGAAGUAUUAGUACCCACAAGGCAUAAUGUAACUAUAUUAGAUUUAAAAAUUGAAAGUAGAUUUUUACUUUUGGAAGUUGAAAAAAUUCAUAAUACUAUUCCUAUUGAAGAUGAUUAUGGUGGUGCAAAAUUAGCGGAAAUUGUUUUUUAUUAA
Molecule: messenger RNA, 3174 nt
Organism: Lodderomyces jiufengensis
Lineage: Eukaryota; Fungi; Ascomycota; Pichiomycetes; Serinales; Debaryomycetaceae
Gene: ATC1
Product: alpha,alpha-trehalase
Exons: 1
Coding region: 1-3174 (1057 amino acids)
Biological process (GO): trehalose catabolic process
Cellular component (GO): fungal-type cell wall
Molecular function (GO): alpha,alpha-trehalase activity; carbohydrate binding
Source: RefSeq, a predicted model, not a curated record